CUCUCUGUCAGUGGCUGCUGCCUGCUCCGGAGGCUCCCCGUGCGGUAGCGACCCAAGCUAGCAAGGUGGACGAUAGCGCCGGGCGUUGCCCGCUUCUCGCAGCUGAGAAUUUCUCUGGACAGUUAAUGGUGUUUAUCAUUGUGACCUGUUUUCUACAAAUAAAUGAUGGGUGGAAUAUUUUCUCGAUGGAGGACAAAACCUUCAACUGUAGAAGUUUUGGAAAAUAUAGAUAAGGAAAUUCAAGCUUUGGAAGAAUUUAGUGAAAAAAAUCAGAGAUUACAAAAAUUAUGGGUCGGAAGAUUAAUUCUCUAUUCCUCAGUUCUCUACCUGUUUACAUGCUUAAUUGUAUACUUGUGGUAUCUUCCCGAUGAAUUUACAGCAAGACUUACCAUGACACUACCAUUUUUUGCUUUUCCACUAAUCAUCUGGAGCAUAAGAACUGUACUUAUUUUCUUCUUUUCCAAAAGAACAGAAAGAAACAAUGAAGCAUUGGAUGAUUUAAAAUCUCAGAAGAAAAAAAUACUUGAAGAAGUUAUGGAAAAAGAAACUUAUAAGACGGCUAAAUUAAUCCUUGAAAGAUUUGAUCCAGACUCAAAGAAAGCAAAGGAGUAUGAGCCGCCACCUGCUGGAGCAGCUGUAACUGCAAGACCUGGACAAGAGAUUCGUCAACGAACUGCAGCACAAAGAAACCUAUCCCCAGCACCAGCAACUGCUAACCAGGGACCUCCUCCACAAGUUCCAGUGUCGUCUGGACCACCAAAAGACCACACUUCUGCCCCUGGUGGACCACCCGAAAGAACUGUUAGUCCAACUGUACCUUCAAAUGUGUUACCAAGACGUUUUGGAUCCCCUGCUACUUCAGUGCCUGGAAUGGGUCUUCAUCCUCCAGGGCCACCUCUAGCAAGACCCAUUCUCCCUCGAGAACGAGGUGCUCUGGAUAGAAUUGUUGAAUAUUUAGUUGGUGAUGGUCCACAGAACAGGUAUGCCCUUAUUUGUCAGCAGUGUUUUUCUCAUAAUGGCAUGGCUUUGAAGGAAGAAUUCGAAUACAUUGCUUUUCGAUGUGCCUACUGUUUUUUCUUGAAUCCUGCAAGAAAAACCAGACCUCAGGCUCCCAGACUUCCAGAGUUUAGUUUUGAGAAAAGGCAGGCCGUGGAAUGUGCCAGUUCAGUUGGUCCCUUGACAUCAGGAAAUGUGGUUCCGUCAGAAAGCCAAGCUCCCGAAGAAUCUUUAGAAGAACAAGAAGAUCUUUAUACUAGUGCAGAGCAAACAGAUGACAAAAUGUCAGCUGUAGAGCAGGCAGACCAAGUGACUGAAAAAGCACCUGGUACGGGAGAGCCAGAGGAGAAACCCGGAGAGAUGGAGAAAGAGGAACCCUCAGUGGAUGAAGUCAAAUCAUUGGUUCCCAGUGCGCAUUCUCCUUCUAAUCCUGAACUAAGCGGGGAAUCUUUGAUGACAAAGGAGUAAAUGCUUCUACGUGCCUUC
This is a messenger RNA of Chrysochloris asiatica (Cape golden mole), 1482 nucleotides long. RefSeq names its product KIAA1715 ortholog (gene LNPK). The transcript has 13 exons. Gene Ontology annotation, biological process: endoplasmic reticulum tubular network organization. The coding region runs from base 163 to 1464 and encodes 433 amino acids. NCBI's taxonomy places the organism in Eukaryota, Metazoa, Chordata, Mammalia, Afrosoricida, Chrysochloridae. The record is from RefSeq and is a predicted model, not a curated record. Gene Ontology annotation, cellular component: endoplasmic reticulum tubular network.